Molecule: messenger RNA, 715 nt
Organism: Pseudomyrmex gracilis
Lineage: Eukaryota; Metazoa; Arthropoda; Insecta; Hymenoptera; Formicidae
Gene: RpS7
Product: 40S ribosomal protein S7
Exons: 5
Coding region: 102-683 (193 amino acids)
Biological process (GO): translation; rRNA processing; ribosomal small subunit biogenesis
Cellular component (GO): 90S preribosome; ribosome; cytosolic small ribosomal subunit
Molecular function (GO): structural constituent of ribosome
Source: RefSeq, a predicted model, not a curated record
UCUGUGCAUCUAUGAAUUUGUCAUAGGUUAUGGUGUAAAUUUGGCAUAUCUACGUUGAAAUAUUCCGUGUCCUUUUUCCAUCUAAUUGGCGAUUAAACAAGAUGUUUACAGCCAACGCAAAAAUAAUUAAAAGCGGCGGGGCUGAGCCCGACCAGUUCGAGGCGAGCAUUUCUAAUGCUCUUUUAGAACUUGAAAUGAAUAGUGAUUUGAAAUCUCAUUUACGGGAACUUUAUAUCACUAAAGCAAAAGAAAUAGAAACAAAUAAUAAGAAGUCUAUUAUUAUAUAUGUGCCAAUGCCAAAACUAAAGGCAUUUCAGAAAAUCCAAACUAGAUUAGUUCGUGAACUGGAGAAAAAGUUUUCUGGUAAGCACGUGAUGUUUGUUGGAGAGCGUAAAAUUUUACCAAAACCAACGAGGAAAACACGUACAAAAAACAAGCAGAAGCGUCCAAGGAGCCGAACAUUAACUGCAGUUUAUGACGCUUUGUUAGAAGAUAUUGUAUACCCCGUGGAGAUCGUUGGUAAACGUAUUAGAGUUAAACUCGAUGGAUCUCAAGUUAUCAAAGUACAUCUUGAUAAAAAUGAGCAAACAAAUAUCGAACACAAGGUUGAUACGUUUGCUUCCGUGUAUAAACAAUUGACCGGAAGGGAUGUGACAUUUGAAUUUCCUGAAUCAUACGUGUAACUUAAUAAAUGUAAAACCACUUCACAGUUGAA